This is a messenger RNA of Panthera uncia (snow leopard), 7126 nucleotides long. It is a transcript of the gene CLASP2, whose product is annotated as cytoplasmic linker associated protein 2. NCBI's taxonomy places the organism in Eukaryota, Metazoa, Chordata, Mammalia, Carnivora, Felidae. Gene Ontology annotation, biological process: mitotic spindle assembly. Gene Ontology annotation, cellular component: spindle microtubule; cytoplasmic microtubule; mitotic spindle. The coding region runs from base 1590 to 5423 and encodes 1277 amino acids. The record is from RefSeq and is a predicted model, not a curated record. Gene Ontology annotation, molecular function: microtubule binding. The transcript has 31 exons.
CUGACUGAGCCACCCAAGCGCCCCUCUGUACUCUUGAUUUCAGUUUUGGUUGAAUUCUUUGACUUGGUUUUCAAGAGAAUUAGUUCAGCACACUCAAAUCACAAAGUAAAAUUAUGUCAUCAGAGAUUUGAGCAUAUCAUUUAGUUUAGGAAGGCCAGAAAUGCACAUUUUUUUUGUCUGGAGGGUUCUUCAAGUCUGACUUUAAUUCUCAUGUUACAAAGUAAGUUAGGCAGAAUCCCUGAGUACAGUGGAAUUCCCUCUGCUGUUAUAAGGAAACUGAGUUUACCAUUAAUCAGAUCAAGGCUGGAAGGAGGCAACACCAGCCCUGGAGGAAGGAAAAGGGUGAGGGUUGCAGGCUCCCUGUGAUUAUGGCUGGGCCUGUUGUUGUCAUGGAGCUUUCUAGACUGUCUCCUACGCUGAGAUGUAAACACCAACAGUGUUGGUGGCUGUGACUGCAAGUCUGUUUCUCCUUCACUGUGAAAGAACUGUGCAUAAUUCUGAUCUGUCUCAUGUGUGCAGGACCUAAUGAAGUCUUGGGGUGAAAUCACUGUAAAAUAUUUCCCAGCUUCUCUAUUUGAAACAGUUGCUAGGAAAAGAAUUGCUCUAGGAGGCUGGCAGUAAAACAAAGCAUAGAAAUCCGGCUUUGGAAUUACCUUGAUACUUGGCAAUAGGGUAACUUUGAAGUCUGGUUUUUUCUGGGUUUGUAACAGAGCCUUUAGUGAAAAGCAAAGAAGCCCUUUUCUUAGAUUGAUUUUAAAAUGUGUCUGUUUGUGACCACGAGCCCCGGGGCCUUCCCGGAGCUUGACAAUGUGCUGAUGGUUGUGCAGCUUGGAUGGAGGGCGCUCCGAGUCCCGCAGCUGCGCACUGGCUAGGUUCUGGCUCCACCAGAAGCAAGCUUUGUUCCGUGGGGCUCUGCUGUCCGCACACAGAGCGGCCUUUGAUGGGCUGCCUUUGACGUGAUUUGUUUACGGCAGCCAGAAAUGCUUCCCGCAUAAUGAGAGCAGUUAAUCAUGGAAACUGGGCUAUUCCUGUUUGUGCACUUGCAGCAGUGUCUGUUGUAAACAUUAAAAGGUAACGACAAAAGGAUGAAGACCUUUUUAAAAGGCACAAAUCAGUUAAUCCGUCAGAUCAUGUGAUUGCUACUGAUUACAUGGAUAUCUUUAGAGAAGCAGAAAAUGAUUGCUGAACACAUGCCUUGUGUUUUGAUGAUUGCAUUAAAAGUCCCCCAGCGGGAUGGCGUUUAUUGGCUCCCAGAGCUGUUCUUGCAUUAAAUUCCAGGCAGCCGGGACAGGGAGAAGCAUCGUCACCUGUAGGUAACCGCAUGUGUGCAGUUAGGGGAUAAUCUUGAUCCCGCUCCGCCGGGUUCCACCAAAGAGGCCAGGGUUUCCGCAAGACCCCAGACUUUUAUUUUGAAGUGGAGUAGCAGCUGUUGGCGAUCGCGGUGCAGAGCUGCGGCUCGGCCUGGGUCACACAGUGCUCGCUCUGGGUGUCUGCGGCUGCAGGCCGAGCCAGUGGCGCAGGCACCGAGCUGCGUUUGUUUGCUGUGCCGUCCGACCCCUUGGUUCCAAAAGGCUCCCGGGACCCUCCGAAUGGCUAUGGGAGAUGAUAAAAGCUUUGAUGAUGAGGAAUCGGUGGAUGGAAAUAGGCCAUCGGCAGCUGCCUCAGCCUUCAAGGUUCCUGCACCUAAAACAUCCGGAAAUCCUGUCAACAGCGCGAGGAAGCCUGCUUCAGCAGGUGGCCCUAAGGUUGGAGCAGGUGCUUCUAAGGAAGGGGGUGCUGGAGCAGUGGAUGAAGAUGAUUUUAUAAAAGCUUUCACCGAUGUCCCUUCUGUUCAGAUCUAUUCUAGCCGAGAACUUGAAGAAACAUUAAAUAAAAUCAGGGAAAUAUUGUCAGAUGACAAACAUGACUGGGAUCAGCGUGCCAAUGCACUUAAGAAAAUUCGAUCAUUGCUUGUUGCUGGAGCUGCACAAUAUGACUGCUUCUUCCAACAUUUACGCUUGUUGGAUGGAGCGCUUAAACUUUCAGCAAAGGAUCUUAGAUCCCAAGUGGUUAGAGAAGCUUGCAUUACUGUAGCACAUCUUUCAACAGUUUUAGGAAACAAGUUUGAUCAUGGCGCUGAAGCCAUUGUACCUACGCUUUUUAAUCUCGUCCCCAAUAGUGCAAAAGUCAUGGCAACUUCUGGAUGUGCGGCUAUCAGGUUCAUCAUUCGGCAUACUCAUGUACCCAGACUUAUACCUUUAAUCACAAGCAAUUGCACAUCAAAAUCAGUUCCUGUAAGGAGGCGCUCAUUUGAAUUUUUAGAUUUAUUGUUACAAGAGUGGCAGACUCAUUCAUUGGAAAGACAUGCAGCUGUCUUGGUUGAAACUAUUAAGAAGGGGAUUCAUGAUGCUGAUGCUGAAGCCAGAGUGGAGGCAAGAAAGACAUACAUGGGUCUUAGAAACCACUUUCCUGGUGAAGCCGAAACGUUGUAUAAUUCACUUGAGCCAUCUUAUCAGAAGAGUCUUCAGACUUACUUAAAGAGUUCUGGCAGUGUAGCAUCUCUUCCACAAUCAGACAGGUCCUCAUCUAGCUCACAGGAAAGUCUCAAUCGCCCUUUUUCUUCCAAAUGGUCUACAGCAAACCCAUCGACUGUGGCUGGAAGAGUGUCGGCAGGCAGCAGCAAAGCCAGUUGCCUUCCCGGAAGCCUGCAGCGUUCACGAAGCGACAUCGACGUGAAUGCUGCUGCUGGUGCCAAGGCUCACCAUGCUGCCGGGCAGUCUGCGCGAAGCGGGCGGUUGGGUGCAGGGGCCCUGAAUCCGGGUUCCUACGCGUCACUAGGCCGGGUGAGAGCAAAGCUUUCAGCAGCGCCCCUCGCGGGCAUGGGAAAUGCCAAGACAGAUUCUCGAGGAAGAAGUCGAACCAAAAUGGUGUCUCAGUCUCAGCCUGGCAGCCGGUCCGGGUCUCCGGGAAGAGUUCUGAGCACAACAGCCCUCUCCACUGUGAGCUCUGGUGUUCAGAGAGUCUUGGUCAAUUCCGCCUCGGCGCCAAAGAGAAGCAAGAUCCCACGGAGCCAGGGGUGCAGCAGAGAGGCUAGUCCGUCUAGGCUGUCCGUGGCCCGAAGCAGUCGUAUUCCUCGACCAAGUGUGAGUCAAGGGUGCAGCCGGGAAGCCAGUCGGGAGAGCAGCCGGGACACGAGUCCUGUUCGUUCUUUUCAGCCCCUCGGUCCAGGGUAUGGGAUGAGCCAAUCGAGCCGACUGUCGUCUUCUGUCAGUGCCAUGCGAGUCCUGAACACAGGCUCUGACGUGGAGGAGGCCGUAGCAGAUGCCUUGAAAAAGCCUGCUCGAAGAAGAUACGAAUCCUACGGAAUGCAUUCAGAUGAUGACGCCAACAGCGAUGCAUCGAGUGCUUGUUCAGAACGCUCGUAUAGCUCUCGAAAUGGCAGUAUUCCUACCUACAUGAGGCAGACGGAAGAUGUGGCCGAGGUCCUCAAUAGAUGUGCCAGUUCCAACUGGUCAGAAAGGAAAGAAGGCCUCCUUGGGCUACAAAACUUGCUAAAAAAUCAGAGAACGCUAAGUCGAGUUGAACUGAAAAGAUUAUGUGAAAUUUUCACAAGAAUGUUUGCUGAUCCUCACGGCAAGGUAUUCAGCAUGUUCUUGGAGACUCUAGUGGAUUUCAUACAAGUCCACAAAGAUGAUCUUCAAGAUUGGUUGUUUGUACUGCUGACUCAACUCUUAAAAAAAAUGGGUGCUGAUUUGCUGGGGUCUGUUCAGGCAAAAGUUCAGAAAGCCCUUGAUGUUACAAGAGAAUCUUUUCCAAAUGAUCUUCAAUUCAAUAUUCUAAUGAGAUUUACAGUUGAUCAGACCCAAACACCAAGCUUGAAGACACUCAAGCCAGCGCUUCGGGACCAGCUUCACUCUUUUUGGAGCUCCAAGGUGAAGGUUGCUAUCCUUAAAUACAUAGAAACUCUGGCCAAGCAGAUGGAUCCAGGAGAUUUUAUAAAUUCCAGUGAAACUCGCCUGGCAGUGUCGAGGGUCAUCACUUGGACAACAGAACCCAAAAGUUCUGAUGUUCGGAAGGCAGCACAGUCCGUGCUGAUUUCCCUAUUUGAACUCAAUACUCCAGAGUUUACAAUGUUAUUAGGAGCUUUACCAAAAACUUUUCAAGAUGGUGCUACCAAGCUUCUUCAUAAUCACCUUCGAAACACUGGCAAUGGAACCCAGGGUCCCAUGGGGAGUCCUUUGACAAGGCCAACAGCACGUUCACCAGCCAACUGGUCCAGUCCUCUUACUUCUCCUACCAACACAUCACAGAAUACUUUAUCUCCAAGUGCAUUUGAUUAUGACACAGAAAAUAUGAACUCUGAAGAUAUUUAUAGCUCUCUUAGAGGUGUCACUGAAGCAAUUCAGAAUUUCAGCUUCCGUAGUCAAGAAGAUAUGAAUGAGCCGUUGAAAAGAGAUUCUAAAAAAGAUGAUGGUGAUUCUAUGUGUGGCGGUCCCGGGAUGCCUGACCCAAGGGCAGGAGGCGAUGCUACCGACUCAAGCCAAACCUCCCUUGAUAAUAAAGCUUCGUUGCUCCAGUCGAUGCCUGCUCAUUCCUCCCCACGCUCGCGAGACUAUAAUCCAUAUAACUAUUCAGAUAGCAUCAGUCCCUUCAAUAAGUCUGCCCUCAAGGAAGCCAUGUUUGACGACGACGCCGACCAGUUUCCUGACGAUCUUUCCCUAGACCAUUCUGACCUGGUUGCAGAGUUGUUGAAGGAGUUGUCUAACCAUAAUGAACGUGUAGAGGAAAGAAAAAUUGCCCUCUAUGAACUCAUGAAACUGACACAGGAGGAAUCUUUCAGCGUUUGGGAUGAACACUUCAAAACAAUAUUACUUCUGUUGCUUGAAACCCUUGGGGAUAAAGAGCCUACAAUCAGGGCUUUGGCGUUAAAGGUUUUAAGAGAAAUCCUAAGGCAUCAACCAGCCAGAUUUAAAAACUAUGCAGAACUGACGGUCAUGAAAACGCUGGAAGCACAUAAAGACCCUCAUAAGGAGGUGGUGAGAUCUGCUGAGGAAGCCGCAUCGGUGCUGGCCACUUCUAUCAGCCCCGAGCAGUGCAUCAAAGUGCUUUGCCCCAUCAUCCAAACCGCAGAUUACCCAAUCAACCUGGCUGCAAUCAAGAUGCAAACGAAAGUGAUAGAGCGGGUGUCCAAGGACACCCUUAACCUGCUUUUGCCAGAGAUUAUGCCAGGCUUGAUACAGGGUUACGAUAACUCGGAGAGCAGUGUUCGGAAAGCUUGUGUCUUCUGCCUGGUGGCCGUUCACGCGGUAAUUGGUGACGAACUAAAACCACAUCUCAGUCAGCUCACGGGCAGCAAGAUGAAGCUCCUGAAUCUGUACAUCAAACGUGCACAGACAGGUUCUGGAGGAGCUGACCCCGCUGCUGAUGUUUCCGGACAGAGUUAGUGACUCGGACCGAAGCGGGCCAGGCCGCCCCGACCCGGGACGGACAGACCACCCCUCAUCAGUGAAAGGAAAUACGGACCGAAGCGGGCCAGGCCGCCCCGACCCGGGACGGGCAGACCACCCCUCAGCAGCGAGAGGAAGUACUCAAACGCAUCUUUCGGAACUCCCAUCUUUUCCCGGCUUUAGUUCUUUGUUUCGUUUUGUAUUUUCUGUAACAGAGGGCUCUCCUCAGUCUGCAUGUAACUUUUAUGAUAGUUAUUCCAAAUUCAAGAAGAAGCAGUAUUAACAUCAGUGGAUCGAUACAGAGUAAUUUUUAAUCGAAUUCGUCAUUUCACGUUUGUACUUGUCUUCCCAUUAACCUUUGCCAGUGUUAUGAUUGUAUACAUUGUUUUAAAUGCUGGUGAAAGAGGAAUGCUUAAAGCUUUAAAAGUUUAACAGUCUAAAACAUUUUUUUGCCUCUAUUCAAAUGCAGAAUACUAUUUUUAUUGCUACUUGGAGUUUCGUUCUGUAUCACGUCCUAUGCUAGAAAUACUGAAAUGAUGUGAAACGAUGCAGGACUGAUUUGAACCACGGCUGGACUCUGUCGACGUGACGGUGACACGUGUCGUUAGUCGCAACUUCUUUGGGGUGACCCGUAGCGUAAAGCGACGUCCUCAGAGAGUGCCACAGAAUCAGCCAGUUCUGUGAUGCCGAUUCCGCGUGUUGGCUCUCGAUCUUGCCGCCUCACCUAAAACCGUGUCCCCCCUGCGGCCCCUUAAGAAAGCUGCACCAGAUCAUCUGCCUGUUGUUUUCUAGAUGCUUAUUAAAAUAGAAGGUUUUCUUGCAGGGUUUCUGGUUUGUUUUUCGUUGUUGUGAAUGAUGCUUUUUUCGUAUUUAUUAAUAUCAAAUUCACUUAUGAAUAAACUUGAUAAUGGAAAGAGAGAAGAAAAUCCAGUGCAUGUGCGUCUUGACCGUCUUCUGUUUCUCAUUAAAAAACAAACUUAUUAAUCACUGAGACGUGCGAGUCAACCAGCACCUUUUCUUUAAAUGGUGGCACCUGGUUUCCUUUGACCGUGAAAUUGUCUUACUUGAAAACGUUGAUCCUGACGAGAGAGAAGGUGGCACAAGGCUAUUAUCUCUGUAAUGGACUCAAAUUCUCUACCUCUUCAGGGCUGAUCCUUUUAACUGAGCUGCUGCCUACAGUGUCUUUUGGAAAACUACUUCAAGGGUGAUUUUCUGUUACAUUUUAACACAUUGUUUUAAUCACCUUUCGCUACACCUGUUCUUUUCCUGUGCAGCCGACUUGCAAAACUCACCAGUUUGGUGCAAAGCAAAUGAGAUCACUUGGAACCGGGACACUAAUGAUUUCUCAUCUUGACUUUUUUUUUUUUUUUUUAAUCCUAACAUGAAGUGAAUUUGACUGGAAAGGCAAAUAGCAGUUUGCUAUUGUUACGGAGUGAUCUGUACUUUCUUUGUUUAACUGAAAAACAUGUAGAAAUGUAUGUAAAGAGUUUAAGACAAAAGUACUGGAUGGAUGGUUUGUCAUGGGCUCUUCCCUUUGUUUCUGUUCUAGCAGCAGGAAAAUAGUUUCUCUAUAUCCCCCCCCUUUACCUGUAACAAUUUUGUUUUCUACUGUUAAUUACAUUGUGUAUUUAUAGUUCUAUGCUUACUGUUGUGCAUAUACUGGCAAUAAAACUGUACAUAACAUUACUUGAAAAAAUUAA